AUGGCAGGCAACUGGCACAGUAGGGGACACAUUGUCGCCGAACUUUUGAAGAAAAAGCAGACACAACAACAACAACAAGACUUGCAACUCGCGGCCAUCACCCGGGUCAACAGCGCAGCGUCAAUACCAGACGGCGUGCGAGCCGCCCAGGUCGACUACAACGACCACGCUUCCCUGGUCGCGGCGCUUGCAGGGCAGCAUGUCUUGAUCAUUACUUUGGUCGUGGCGGCGCACAAGGAUACAUAG
This is a messenger RNA of Pestalotiopsis fici W106-1, 246 nucleotides long. RefSeq lists its product as uncharacterized. The record is from RefSeq and is a predicted model, not a curated record. Bases 1 to 246 code for a protein of 81 amino acids. Lineage: Eukaryota; Fungi; Ascomycota; Sordariomycetes; Amphisphaeriales; Sporocadaceae. The transcript has a single exon.